Vicia villosa (hairy vetch) is the source of this 305-nucleotide messenger RNA. RefSeq lists its product as uncharacterized. NCBI's taxonomy places the organism in Eukaryota, Viridiplantae, Streptophyta, Magnoliopsida, Fabales, Fabaceae. Gene Ontology annotation, molecular function: structural constituent of ribosome. The record is from RefSeq and is a predicted model, not a curated record. Gene Ontology annotation, cellular component: ribosome. The transcript has a single exon. Gene Ontology annotation, biological process: translation. The coding region runs from base 1 to 261 and encodes 86 amino acids.
AUGAACUCAGUUGCGAGACGCAUAUCAAGCUUAUUCCGACAGUCAGCUUGCGCAACCGAGCCUUUUAAUGCUCAGCUUCAGCAAAGCAGAGGCAUACGAGCGCAGGUGUAUAAUGGAAACCUGGAAGGGGCACUGGCGUUGAUGCAACGUAAGAUGACGUCGAGUGGGAUCGAGAGGAUGAUAAAGAUUGAACAGAGGUUUCAUAUUAAGAACUCUGAGAAGAGGGUAUUGGCGCAAAAGAAUUUGCAGCGUAGGCUUUGAUCGCAAGAUCUUGCUAGGAAACUCAAGGCCAUUAUGAUCAAGAA